Octodon degus (degu) is the source of this 4033-nucleotide messenger RNA. RefSeq names its product mitogen-activated protein kinase kinase kinase 14 (gene Map3k14). Gene Ontology annotation, molecular function: ATP binding; protein serine/threonine kinase activity. Lineage: Eukaryota; Metazoa; Chordata; Mammalia; Rodentia; Octodontidae. The record is from RefSeq and is a predicted model, not a curated record. The transcript has 16 exons. The coding region runs from base 222 to 3038 and encodes 938 amino acids. Gene Ontology annotation, biological process: positive regulation of canonical NF-kappaB signal transduction; protein phosphorylation.
CACUGGCUUCUUUGUGAUCUGCUUGGAGUGUUUGUGUAUCACUUAAUGCUGAGCAGAGAGCUCACCCCGCCUGGGUGUGCCACCCUAGAGAGCUGCCACCAGGCCUUUGUGACAGGGCUCUGCUGGGCCAGAAGCAGCAGUGGAGAAGUAGAAGAGAUGAAAGCUUUCCCAGGCUGCACGCUGCGUUGGUCCCUAAGAAAGGUUCAGCGUGAGCCUGGGAGAUGGCAGUGAUGGAAGUGGCCUGCCCAGGCAGCCCUGCCUCCACGGUUGAGCAGCAGAAAGAGCUCACCAAAGCCAAGGAGAAGCCCCAGGUGCUGGCGAAGAAGCAGAGCUGCGUGCAGCUGGAGGCCAUGGGCAAGAGCCCUGUAUUCUGUGGGAAGUGGGGCCUCCUGAACGAUGUGAUCACCAAAGGCACAGCCAAGGAAGGCUCCGGCGGUGGACCAUCCGCCAUUUCCAUUAUCGCCCAAGCAGAGUGUGAGAACAGCCAGGAGUUCAGCCCUACCUUUUCAGGACGAAUCUUCAUCGCGGGUUCAAAGCAAUACAACCAGUCAGAGAGUCUUGAUCAGAUCCCCAACAAUGUGGCCCACGCAACCGAGGGCAAAAUGGCCCCUGUGUGUUGGAAGGGAAAGCGUCGCAGCAAAGCCCGGAAGAAACGGAAGAAGAAGAGCACAAAGUCCUUGGUGCAGGCUGGAGUGGCCUUGGCCAAGCCCCUGCCCAGGACCCCUGAGCAGGAGAGCUGCACAGUCCCAGUGCAGGAGGACGAGCCCCCACUAGGCACCCUGUAUAGCAGAAACGUCCCCCAGCUCCCCAAGCCUCUGAAGGAACCAGGCCCCAACCACCUCUGCUUUAAGAAACUCAGUGAGGGCCUUCAGCCGGUGCUGCCACGACCAGAACUCCACAAGCUGAUCAGUCCCUUACAAUGUCUAAACCACGUGUGGAAACUGCAUCAUCCUGGGGACAUGAGCCCCCUACCUCGGUCUGCCCGCCCCUUCCCCUACAGCAGACUGCCCCAUCCCUUCCCCUUCCACCCACUCCUGCCCUGGAAGCCACACCCUCUGGACUCGUUUGUCCUGAGCAAGUUGGCUUGUACAGAUGGCCAGCAGCCCCUGCCCUACCCAGCCCUUGGCAAACCAGCCUAUGUGGACAGUCAGAAGCUGCUGCCAAACCCACCCCACAAGCCCAACUGCCCAGCUCCUGCCCAAGAGAAGGGUUCUGUGGAAGAGUACCUGGUGCAUGCCCUGCGUGGCAGUGUGAGCUCCGGCCAGGCGCACAGCCUGGCCACCCUAGCCAAGACCUGGUCAGCAGGAGGCUUCAGGCUCCAGAGGCCCAGCCCUGAAACUGAGGACAAUGAGGGGGUGCUGCUUACUGAGAAACUAAAGCCAGUGGAUUAUGAGUAUCUCGAAGAGGUGCACUGGGCCACGCACCAGCCCCGCCUGGGCAGAGGUUCCUUCGGAGAGGUCCACAGGAUGCAGGACAAGCAGACAGGUUUCCAGUGUGCUGUCAAAAAGGUACGAGUUGAGGUGUUUCGAGCAGAAGAACUGAUGGCAUGUGCAGGACUGAACUCACCCCGAAUCGUCCCUCUGUACGGCGCAGUGAGGGAAGGUCCUUGGGUCAACAUCUUCAUGGAGCUGCUAGAAGGUGGCUCCCUGGGCCAGCUCAUAAAGCAGAAGGGCUGUCUACCAGAGGACCGGGCCCUCUUCUACCUGGGCCAGGCAUUAGAGGGGCUAGAGUACCUGCAUGCACGAAGGGUUCUGCACGGAGAUGUGAAAGCUGACAACGUGCUCCUGUCCAGCGAUGGGAACCGCGCAGCCCUCUGUGACUUUGGCCAUGCUGUGUGCCUGCGACCGAGUGGCGUGGGGAAGUCCUUGCUCACAGGUGACUCCAUCCCCGGCACGGAGACCCACAUGGCCCCUGAGGUGGUGCUGGGGAAGCCUUGUGACACCAAGGUGGAUGUGUGGAGCAGCUGCUGCAUGAUGCUACACAUGCUCAACGGCUGCCACCCCUGGACCCAGUACUUCCGAGGGCCGCUCUGCCUCAAGAUCGCCCGUGAACCUCCGCCUGUGAAGGAGAUCCCAGCCUCCUGUGCCCCUCUCACAGCCCAGGCCAUCCAGGAGGGGCUGAGGAAGGAGCCUGUCCACCGUGCAUCAGCCAAGGAGUUGCUGGGGAGGGUGUGUGGGGCGCUGCAGCAAGUGGGAGGUCUGAGGAGCCCUUGGAGGGGAGAAUACAAGGAGCCCAGACGCCCACUGCAAGGCCAGGCCGCCUGCCCCCAGACUCCACACGCCCAGCUGCAGGAGUGCUCACCCCCGGAUGGCAACAUGGGUUCAGCCCUGACAGUUCAUCCACCUCUGCCGCCAGAGCCCCCAGAGCAGAAGGAGUCUCCCGCUCCGAACCUGAGCCAGGAGGACUCUGGUCCCUGGGAAGCCUUGCCUCUGUGCUCCCUGGACCCGGCCCCAGCGAGGAGCCCCAGCUCACCGGGGCACAGAGCAGCCCUCCCCGAGCUGGAGCUGCAGCAGCUGGAGACAGAAUUGUUUCUCAACAGCCUGUCCCAGCCUUUCUCUCUAGAGGAACAGGAGCAGAUUCUCUCAUGUCUCAGCAUCGACAGCCGCUCGCUGUCAGACAGCAGUGAGAACCCAUCGAAGGCCUCUCAGAGCUCGAGGGACACCCUGAGCUCCGGCGUCCACUCGUGGGGCAGCCAGGCAGAGGCUCGGAGUUCCAGCUGCAGCACGGUGUUGGCCUGGGGGCGGCCUGCUGACACCCCUAGCUACUUCAACGGUGUGAGAGUCCAAAUACAGUCUCUCAACGGGGAACAUCUGCACAUCCGAGAGUUCCACCGGGCCAAAGUGGGAGACAUUGCAACUGGCAUCAGCAGCCAGAUCCCAGCCACAGCCUUCAGCUUGGUGACCCACGACGGGAAGCCUGUUCACUGUGACAUGGAGGUGCCAGACUCGGGCAUUGACCUGCGGUGCACCCUGGCCCCUGACAGCAGCUGCGCCUGGAGCUGGAGGGUGAAGCACGGCCAGCUGGAGAACAGGCCGUAGCCCCACCUGCCCCUGCCGACAAGGCAGUGUCCUCAGUGCCUGGUGCUGCCCCCGACGGGCCAGCUACUUGAGGUCUGCUGUACCCUGGGAGCAAGUGAAGUGCCACCCAGGCCUCUCAACUGAGCCUGGUGCCCUGCCCUCCAUGUGCAGAGACGGAGGCAGGAGGACUUGCAUUAUGCCCCCCCCACCAGCCAGGGCAGCAGUGGGCCCAGCCUUGGGUUUGUGGGCACCUCAGCCCCUAGCCUGGCCACCCUGACCAUCACCCACUUUGGGAUGGAGUAGAGAGGGAGGGGCUCGGUCUGGCACAGGUCCUCAGUAGAACUGCCGCCUCCAAGAGCUGUCACGGCACAGGUCUGGAGUCGACCUGCAGUUAGGCCAGGGACCAGAGGUGGUGGCAGGAGAUAGUUCUUGGUCCCCAAGCUCAGCACACGUCACCCACAGCUGGCCACUACUGCUCCACAGAGUGCUUGGCCCCUGUGCUCAGCUUCCGCACCUGUGAGUGCAGAGUGCCCCGCAGAUGGGGUGGUGGCUGCUACAGAGCGGCAGGUGCAGAUGCCCUGCCUACUACCCUCGUCCACUCGCACUGGUCUGCCCUCCCUUGGCAUGGGGACUGCUGCCAGCCACACUUCGCAAUCUGGUGACCCCAAAGCACUUUCCCGGCUGCCUGCCAGGAUGGCCGUGGCUCUGCAUGGCACACCAGGCCAGGGUAGGGAGGGCCAUGGUCACAAGUGUGCACACGUGGCCUCCAGACUAGAGUCGAGCACUGUCCCCUCUGCUCCGGGCAGCUGCUCAGGACUCAUGUAGCAUUAAAUCAACUGUGAAUCAGAGACGUUUCUCCCCACCGUGCCAAGGUGGACUGUCUCCAGCUGUUCUGUGAGAACAGACUGCUCCAUUGAAUGCACCCAAUGCGCCGGGCCUAGCUGAGGGGCCACCCUUCACUGCAACAUGUGGGUUGCGGAGGACUGUGAGGAAUAAAACGGUGUUGAUAAAUGAAA